AUGUCUGCCUCGCCUACUCACCCAACUAACCCGGCGAAGCGUCCUUUGGAGGAUGCUUCAUCACCUUCUCGUGGCGCCGAUCAGCCUGAUGCCAAGCGACCUGCUCUUGACAAGGUCAUUAACAAUGGCAAUGACAAGGACAUUGAACUUCCCGAGAGCAAUGGUGAUAACCUUUUGGCACCUAUUGAAUCCAAUGGCACUGCCACUAAGCCCAGCGACAGCAGCGACAAGCCGGACGUCAAAGAUGACCAGGGGGAUACAGUGGUCCCUGACGUUGAUGAGUCCAAGCUUGCUGUGGAUAUCGCUGUCCACGGAACUUCAGCCGCUGCCGGUGCUUCAGCUGGCAACGCUCAUGAUGAAACUAUGUGGAUUCAUAUUCGUGCUGUAAUUUCUAGCCCUGAAGCUGCCACCAUUAUUGGCAAGGGCGGCGAGAAUGUUUCCAAUAUUAGGAAAUUGUCAAACGCCAAGUGCACCGUCAGCGACUACCAGAAAGGUGCCGUGGAACGAAUUCUGACCGUUAGCGGGGCUGUUGAGGCUGUAGCCAAGGCUUUUGGAUUAAUCAUCCGAACUCUGAACAAUGAGCCUCUAACAGAGAAGUCAAAUUCUCAAUCCAAGACUUACCCUCUCCGUCUUCUUAUUCCCCACGUCCUCAUAGGAUCCAUCAUUGGAAAAGGUGGUGCUCGUAUUCGCGAGAUACAAGACGCUUCUGGAGCUCGACUCAACGCAUCUGAUUCUUGCCUGCCACUUUCCAGUGAACGCUCCCUUGUUGUUAUGGGCGUUGCUGAUGCUGUCCACAUUGCUACUUAUUAUGUAGGCAGUACUUUACUUCAACAGCUCAACGAACGCUUCGGCGGUCCAGCUGCUUCGGCCUACGCAACACGAAGUGGAGGUCCUACAGGUGUUGUACCUGGUGGCAUGCAAGUCGUGCCAUAUUCCCCCCAGCCUGCUGGUGGUAACUUUGGCCAUCGCGAAAACUACGGCCGACGACCUGAUCCCCGGGCACAUCAGCUGCCACCAGCACCAUAUGCACAGCCGUACCACCCGCACGCGGCAACCCCGCAGCCUAACCCUAGUGUCCCGAUGCAUUACGCGCCCCAAACGCCUGCGUAUGGUGCCGCGCCACACAUUCCACCCCAUCAUGCCCCUCACAUAGGCGGUCCUCAUGCCCAUGGAGGACCUCCGGCACAGCCAAUGCACGGCGCCAUCGCGGGAGCUCCAGUCACCCAACAGAUCUACAUUCCCAACGACAUGGUCGGUGCUAUCAUUGGCAAAGGUGGCCAGAAGAUCAACGAGAUACGCCAGAUCAGCGGUAGUGUUAUCAAGAUAAACGAACCUCAGGACAACAGCAACGAGCGUCUGGUUACGAUCACGGGAACCGAAGAAUGUAACAGAAUGGCUCUGUACAUGCUAUAUUCCCGACUCGGUGAGAUAUCCAAGACUCUCGGCGGCCCUUCUGCCCACACUAGUAGUCGACAGCUAAACUAA
Molecule: messenger RNA, 1485 nt
Organism: Hypoxylon fragiforme
Lineage: Eukaryota; Fungi; Ascomycota; Sordariomycetes; Xylariales; Hypoxylaceae
Exons: 2
Coding region: 1-1485 (494 amino acids)
Biological process (GO): regulation of RNA metabolic process; regulation of gene expression
Cellular component (GO): nucleus; cytoplasm
Molecular function (GO): mRNA binding
Source: RefSeq, a predicted model, not a curated record